UCGUUUCUCAUUCCUUGUUAAAAACUUUAGGAAAUCAUGGGUCGCCCCACGUCCACAAUUGAAAUCCCAAAUCAUCAUAAUCGCCGAUACUCGCCAGAUUCCGACGUAUCCGGCGAACAAUACCGUCGCAGGCGAAGCCGCAGUCCAUCUUAUGGCCGCUAUUCACCGGAGCAUCGUCGCCGCCACCGUUCUAUUUCCCUCGAUGAAAGAAGAAGUAGCAGAAGGAGUCGUAGUCAGACCCCCGAAUACAGAAAACCUGUCAGGGAAAAUUACAGGAGGGAGGUAAAUGGUAGGGUUCCUGAGAACGAAUCGGAUGAGGAGUUACGAGGGUUGCCUUAUGAAGAGUAUCGGAGGUUAAAGAGGCAGAAAUUGCGGAAAUCGAUAAGCGAUUGGUUUUGGAAUGUUACGCCUAGUCCUCCGCGUACAGAAAACGAUGCGUUUUAUGAUCAGGAAGAGGUUGAAGAAGACGAGGGAUUGGAAAAAAGUGGUGAAGUGAGGAGAGAGAAUAAAUCUAGGUUAUAUUCGGUCAGUUUGGAAUUGGAAUCGGAAUCGGAAAGCUUGAGUUCUGAAUCGCAAUCUUCGGAAGAUUCUGAUCGUAGACGAAGUAGGAGGAGCAAGAAGAGGAGUUCCAGGCGGAAAAAGAGCAAGAAAUUGACUGAUUCUGAGAUUGAUGAUAGUGAAAGUGAGGAACGAAGGAGGAAGAGGAGUUCGAGAAGGAAAUCGACUAAGAAAAUGAAUGAGUCUGAGGAUAGUGAUAGUGAAAACGAAGAUAGAAGAGUGAAAAAAAGUUCAAGGAGGAAAUCAAGUAAGAAAUCGGAAGAUUCUGAAGAUGAUGACAGCGAUAAUACAGAGAGAAUUAAGAAGAGUUUGUGGAGGAAAUCGAGUAAGAAAUCGGAUGAUUCUGAGGAUGAUGAUAGUGAAAACGAGGGGAGGAAGAAGAAGAGUUCGAGGAGGAAAUCGAGUAAGAAAUCCGCUGAUUCUGAGGAUGAUGAUAGCGAAAACGAGGGGAGGAGGAAAAGAAGGAGCAGGCGUAGAAGAAAGAGGAAGAGUAGAAGUAGCAGAAGAAAGCGAAGGAGAGAUAGUGAUUCCGAGGAGGAAGAUGACAGCCAAAGCGAGGAAGACGAACAAAGAUCGAAACAGAAGAGGGCGAGCAGUAAGAAGAGGAAGGGUGAUAGUGAAAGUGAUGAAAAAGAUGAGAUGAAUGAACUAGAUGAUGGAAAGAUGGUGAUGGAUGAGGUUGAUCCUGAAUUGUUGAAGUACAAGGAGAUGUUGGAAGCACAAAAGAAAGCUGCGGCAUUGAUGAACGAGCCGCCUGUAGGGCCGCAGCCAUUGCCAAAAGCUGAAGGUCAUAUUAGUUAUGGAGGUGCACUUAGGCCCGGUGAAGGUGAUGCUAUUGCACAGUAUGUUCAACAAGGGAAGCGUAUUCCUCGUCGUGGAGAAGUGGGACUUUCUGCUGAUGAGAUUUCAAAGUUUGAGUCACUUGGGUAUGUCAUGAGUGGUAGUAGACAUCAAAGGAUGAAUGCAAUUCGUAUUAGGAAAGAAAAUCAAGUUUAUAGUGCGGAAGAUAAGCGAGCUUUGGCUAUGUUUAACUAUGAAGAGAAGGCAAAACGUGAGUCUAAGGUUAUGACUGAUUUGAAGAGGCUCGUGCAGCGUACCAUUGGUGAAGAUGUUGGUCCUAAUCAUGAUCCUUUUGGUGCCAAGGAUGAUGGUGGUGAUGCUUAAAAGCGAUCCCCCUCAUAGUUUGGGAGCAGAGAAGCCGGUGGAACUGCCUGCCCUACAUUCCAGGUGCUAGGGUGAAUUUGAACUAAGGUACUGAAGAAGACGGAAGAAGUAUACGGUCAACCAGUGAGAUAUUUUCACAUCGUUAUAUUAUCUCUCAUUACAAGAACCAAGCUAGAGAUUAACCAGUCAAUGCAGUCAAAUUUUCAGGAAAGGUUAGCGAAUUGUUUUCUUCAGGCUUCUUGGCUCUACUUCCAAGUGCUUGAAUGUGAAGCGUGGUUGACUUUUUUCAUGUUUUCUGAAAGUUAUGAAUGAUUUCGAGAGCAUAAGAUAGGGUCAAUCGAAAACACUACAUUAGUGCACACAUUGUCAACAGUGUUGUUGUUUUUUGGGUUAAGGGUGAAGAAGAUCAUUCAUACUACUGAGAAGGUGUGCUCUUAGCUGAAAUUCUUGAGCAGUGGUUUUGUUGGGGGCCUUGUUCCUUUACAGUAGAAAUAAUUACGCAAUCUUGCUACAUUAGAAAGAUAACUCAUCAUUAUUAUCAUUAUUCUUUAAGGUACGUAUGGGUCCAUGGGGCUCUUCCUAUUCCCAGGAUAUACUCUAUGGCAUGAACUCAGGUGAUGUUGAUCCCGGUACUAAUCUUCGGAGAUGAGUUCCACACCCUUGUGCUGUUAUGCUCUAUAUUUUUAGUCUCCCACCGUUAAAAUUAAGAUCUUUUUUUAUUUUUUAUUGUAGACGUGUAGUCUCCCAAUGAUUUUCUUGGUUACAGAUUAGUAAUAGAUGGGCCGAUGAAAGUAUAGUCUUUGCUCUCGAUCCAUAUGUUGUGCAACAAAAUAUUUUUGAAGUGGAUCUAAAUGGCAAUUAGUUGUAUUUAGUUUGUUCUUUUUUGAUUUUUCGUCGCUCUUGUAAAUUUGAUGAUGCUUUAAGUAUUCUAAUUCGUACUUCGUUGUAAAUAAUUGAUUUUUGAAAAAAUGUAAAAUGGUUGUAGUUUCUGGAUCUGUUUCUUUAAAAGCCUACAAUGUCUUCAAGGCUCGACAACAGGAUUAGAUAUUCUCUAAAGAGCAUCGAAGUCAGUGAAGAAAAAAAUAAAUCUCCAAGUCUAGUGCACAUGCAUGUUUUGGUGAUCAAGCUCUUGGACAUGAUACCAUUUUCAUGAGAAUGUAUUCAUAUUAGAAGUUAGUAAAAGAAACAUUAGUAAGAAGGGCAUUCAAAUUCUUGAAGGUAGUAGCAACUAGCAAGGAUAAAGGAUCAUGGUUUUAAUGCAACAGCUGAUUGUGUUCUCACUAGUGGCAUGGAUUUCUCGGUUUCCAAUCCCUCAAAUUCCUUCUAAGUAGAAGCUCGAAAUUGAAGUCUUUUAAUGAUAUUACGACAAUUGAAGAUACAUUUUUUUUUCUUUAGAAUCUUGAUGUGUUUUAUUUCACACUUGAGUAUUGACUUUUUUUUGUUUGUGUAUCGGUUUUGGUUUUAAUUUAGUUGGAAAUGUAUCGAUAUAGAUCCUCUUCUUAUUUGCUGCCUUAUUAUUUUUUCUCGGUUAUUUUAAAUAGAUUAAUAUUAGACUAUCUCA
Amaranthus tricolor (Joseph's coat) is the source of this 3283-nucleotide messenger RNA. RefSeq lists its product as uncharacterized. Gene Ontology annotation, biological process: regulation of gene expression. Gene Ontology annotation, cellular component: nucleus. The transcript is spliced from 2 exons. Bases 37 to 1722 code for a protein of 561 amino acids. NCBI's taxonomy places the organism in Eukaryota, Viridiplantae, Streptophyta, Magnoliopsida, Caryophyllales, Amaranthaceae. Gene Ontology annotation, molecular function: chromatin binding. The record is from RefSeq and is a predicted model, not a curated record.